GACGCCCCCUGCUGGUGACUUGGUAAAAGUGAAGUGCGCGUUGACGUCACGUCACGUGACGCAGUCUCCCAGGCAGCGGCUGAGACCAUUUGGCGAAGAUGGCGGAUUCGCUGUCGACAGGUCCAGGAGAGGAGAAAGAAAAGGAGAARGUGGACAAGGAGAGGGACAGGAAGACCGUCAGAACGGACAAGAACAAAGACGAUGACGGAGUCACCGAGUCGCUGCGGUUCAAUGGCAAAAAGAGCGACGCUAGAGGCCAAAACCUGAACCUGUCCGACUUAUCACUGGCCAGAUUUAUAACCACUGAGCUCACCAGAGGCUACUUUCUGGAACACAACGAGGCCAAAUACACAGAGCGCAGAGAGAGGGUGUACACCUGCCUCCGCAUCCCCAAGGAGUUGGAAAAGUUGAUGACUUUCGGCUUCUUCCUGUGUCUGGAUACCUUCCUCUAUGUGUUCACGCUCUUACCCUUGAGAGUAAUUCUGGCUCUUUUACGGCUCAUCACCGUGCCAUGCUGCGGCCUCAGGGGCUCCCGAUUGCUCCAGCCAGCCCAGGUGUGUGAUGUGCUGAAGGGCUUCAUUAUGGUGCUGUGUUACUCCAUGAUGAGCUACGUGGAUUACUCCAUGAUGUACCACCUCAUCCGGGGACAGUCUGUCAUCAAACUCUACAUCAUCUACAACAUGCUGGAGGUGGCAGAUCGUCUGUUUUCGGCGUUUGGCCAAGACAUUUUGGACGCCCUGUACUGGACUGCGACAGAACCCAAGGAGAAGAAGAGAGCACACAUUGGUGUGAUCCCUCACUUCCUCAUGGCUGUGCUCUAUGUCUUUCUUCACGCCAUCCUCAUCAUGGUUCAGGCCACGACUCUAAAUGUCGCCUUCAACUCCCACAACAAGUCUCUGCUCACCAUAAUGAUGUCAAACAACUUUGUGGAAAUCAAAGGAAGCGUGUUCAAGAAGUUUGAAAAGAACAACCUCUUCCAGAUGUCUAAUAGUGACAUAAAAGAGAGGUUCACCAACUACAUCCUCCUGCUCAUCGUCUGUCUCAGGAACAUGGAGCAGUUUUCAUGGAACCCUGACCACUUGUGGGUCCUCUUCCCAGAUGUUAUCAUGGUGAUAUUCUCCGAGGUCGCAGUGGAUGUUGUGAAGCACGCCUUCAUCACCAAAUUCAACGACAUCAGCGCCGACGUGUACGGAGAAUACAGAGCCAGCCUGGCCUUUGACCUCGUCAGCAGCCGGCAGAAAAACGCUUACACAGACUACAGCGACUCAGUGUCCAGAAGGAUGGGCUUCAUCCCUCUUCCCUUAGCUCUGCUGCUCAUCAAAGUAGUGACCAGCUCGGUGCGGAUCCAGGGCUCUCUCUCCUUCAUGUGUGUGCUGCUGUUUUACUUGGGGAUGAUCACUCUGAAGGUGCUCAACAGCAUCGUUCUCCUCGGGACGUCCUGCACGUUUGUCAGAGACGCCAACAUGGAGGAGAAGCUCUUCGACCCUCCUCCCUCCGUCGCCUCCAGCCGGGCCAACUCCCGCGCUCACCGGAACAAAUCCGUCCCCACUGCGCUGCAUCAAGAGCCCACAGCAGACAAAGCAGGAUUAUCCCAGGCGUUUGAAGUCGCUCAGCCCACAGACACGGCGGAGACCACCGCACCCACGAUCCCCAAGAGCGACUCGGACACGUUCCUGACGACGCCGGAUGAGGAGGACGAUGAUAAAAUCAUAAACACCGACACGGGGUUGGAAGGAGACGCACUCAGACACAGAACACCCAAGAAGGACUUGUUGGAGAUAGACCGAUUCACUAUCUGUGGCAACAGAAUAGACUGAGUGUUGCAGGAACCGUGGACCAGACAGGGGUCAGUGAGCACGCUCAGACCCAGCUCCUUCUUAUGCAGCUGAACCCUUUGAGUAUUUAUUUAUUUAUUACUGUUAAAAAACAGAACAGCCAAGGAAUAAAGCUGUUACAUCAGAAGCCCCGUCGAGCGCUUCCAGCUCAUCUCACACGUAGACGAUGAACCACGGAGGCGGAGAGGAUCGCCGUCACCACAGGAGUACAGAUGCACUUAAAGAUGACGGAGUAACGUGAGCGCAGGAGCGUUACAGCUGGACUGCGUGGUUGUGUGUUCAAAAGCACAAUCUUAACUUAGAGCAACAAGUUGUUUUUAGAAAAGAACAAAAAUUUGUCAAAUAGUUCGUUUUUUUAAUUUAAUUUUAAGAGACAGACACUUUUGAAACCUUUAAAGAUCUUUUUUAUAGCAGAGCUCGUUUUUGUCUAACUUUACCAUGCUCAGCUGCUGGUCUGUGACUCACCGCCACUUAAACAUGUUUUCAAAAUCUCUGUCAUAAUUCAGACUCCAACACUAAAGAAACUGAGCUGGACUGAUGAACAGAGCUGCUGCGACUUUCUCAAGGAGCGCGAAGCUGUUUGUGUCGAUGUUACUUCGAAGCACUGAGUGACCACCCAAGUCACACGAGUUCAGGCGACAUUUUUUUAAAGUAUUGUUUUCCUCCCACAGUGUGCUUGAUUUGUACUUUUCUCAAUCCAACAUGUAGCCUGUUGGUAAAACCAUUACAGCAGCUUUGAGCUUUUACGUAGAAAAGUGUGUUUUUAUGCUUCGGGUCUUGAUUGAAAUGAUAAAUUUCACGGCACUGAUGGGAAUUGUGCAAAAUGUUUUCAGGAAAGAGUUCAGUUAUUGAGAUAAAUCUGAUUUAAAAUGCUGUGUUCUGAGCUCUUUAAAAAAAGCAAACAAAAAAAGCUGGAUUGUAAAGUUAUCGCUGUUGACUGUUAUUGUUUAUUGGCUUGGAAUAUGAAGGAAAGUUGUGCUUCAGUAG
Molecule: messenger RNA, 2822 nt
Organism: Austrofundulus limnaeus
Lineage: Eukaryota; Metazoa; Chordata; Actinopteri; Cyprinodontiformes; Rivulidae
Product: transmembrane anterior posterior transformation protein 1 homolog
Biological process (GO): positive regulation of cilium assembly
Cellular component (GO): endoplasmic reticulum membrane; ciliary basal body
Source: RefSeq, a predicted model, not a curated record